This is a messenger RNA of Peniophora sp. CBMAI 1063, 672 nucleotides long. Lineage: Eukaryota; Fungi; Basidiomycota; Agaricomycetes; Russulales; Peniophoraceae. The record is from the annotation of a GenBank genome assembly.
AUGAGCGGCGACAGCGAGAAAGGCUCCGUCCAAGCCCUCCCCAUGCCGCGGCAGGCGUACGCUCCUCGACGUCAGAUCGCGAACCCCGGCCCGCUCGGCCUCUACGCAUUCGCCGCGACGACGCUCAUCCUGUCGCUCUUCAACGUCGGCGCGGACCAUAUCGUCGUACCGAAUGCGGUCGUCGGGAUGGCGAUCUUUUACGGGGGGCUUUGCCAGCUCCUGGCUGGGAUGUGGGAGUUUGCGUGCGGGAAUACGUUUGGAGCAACUGCGUUCACAUCCUACGGCGCCUUCUGGCUCUCGUUCGCAGGGUUCUACGUCCCCGCCUCCGGUAUCGGAGCAGCAUACGCAGCAGCGCCGGACGGCGCGGCGCAGGAAGACGCCGCGAUCGGGAUCUUCCUCAUGUCGUGGAUGACCAUAUCUUUCCUCUUCUUCAUCGCAUGCCUGCGCAAAAACCUCGCCUUCGCCGCGCUCUUCUUUACGCUCAUACCCACCUUCACCUGUCUCGGCGCGUCCAAGCUGUCGGGCAACAGCGCGCUCAACACCGCGGGCGGCGCGUUCGGGAUCGUCGCGGCGCUCAUCGCGUUUUAUAUCGGAACGGCUGAGUUGAUGGGGCCGGAGGAUCUAUUUAUGUUGCCGCUUGGGCGGUUCAAGCCAAGGGGGCUUACUGUGUGA